AUGCAUCUCAAAAACACUGUCCGGUCAGCAAUCCUGUUUGCAGGCUUGGCGCAUGGAUAUGCAAACCCUGGAGCUUGCUCAGGGGCCUGCAACGUGCAUGAUCCGUCGUUGAUCCAAAGAUCCUCAGACAAGACAUAUUUCCGAUUUUCUACUGGCAAUCAGAUCUCAUACGCAAAAUCAUCCUCUAUCUCGGGGCCAUGGACGACUAUUGGGUCCAUGCUUCCCUCUGGGUCGUCAAUUGAUCUUGACGGUAAUGAUGACUUAUGGGCCCCCGAUGCUCAAAUUGUGAAUGGCGCGUACUAUGUUUACUAUUCUGUUUCGACCUUUGGAUCGCAAAACUCAGCUAUUGGAUUGGCUACUUCUGCAACCAUGGAGUCGGGUUCCUGGACUGACCAUGGAAGUACUGGCAUCGCCUCGUCUUCGUCCAAGGCCUACAAUGCUAUCGAUGGCAAUCUCUUCUAUGAUGGUGGCACAUACUACAUGAACUUUGGCUCUUUCUGGCAUGAUAUCUAUCAAGCACCAAUGAAUUCUGCCGCUACGAAAGUUGCAUCAUCAUCUUACAAUGUGGCAUAUGACUCUUCCGGUACACAUGCUGUGGAGGGAUCGUACAUGUACAAGUACGGCAGCUACUAUUAUUUGUUCUACUCAGCUGGAAUUUGCUGUGGCUAUGAUACAUCUCUUCCAGCCAGUGGAGCAGAGUACAAGAUCAAGGUCUGCAGAUCAACUUCAGCUACUGGAGCAUUCGUUGACAAGUCUGGUACUGCUUGUACAAGUGGUGGCGGUACAGUUGUUUUGGAAAGCCACGGCACAGUUUAUGGCCCUGGUGGACAGGGAGUUUUUACCGAUCCUACUUACGGCCCAGUGCUCUACUACCACUAUGUUGAUACCACUAUUGGCUAUGCUGACAGCCAAAAGUUGUUUGGAUGGAACGCGAUUGAUUUCUCCAGCGGGUGGCCUGUGGUCUAA
This is a messenger RNA of Penicillium nucicola, 966 nucleotides long. RefSeq names its product putative extracellular endo-1,5-alpha-L-arabinase (gene abnA). The record is from RefSeq and is a predicted model, not a curated record. Gene Ontology annotation, biological process: carbohydrate metabolic process. The coding region runs from base 1 to 966 and encodes 321 amino acids. The transcript is spliced from 4 exons. Lineage: Eukaryota; Fungi; Ascomycota; Eurotiomycetes; Eurotiales; Aspergillaceae. Gene Ontology annotation, molecular function: arabinan endo-1,5-alpha-L-arabinosidase activity.